This is a messenger RNA of Durusdinium trenchii, 753 nucleotides long. NCBI's taxonomy places the organism in Eukaryota, Dinophyceae, Suessiales, Symbiodiniaceae. The record is from the annotation of a GenBank genome assembly.
ACAUGGACCGAAGUGGAUGAUGCCAUUCACAAAGCCUUUCUCCAAGGCUCGGUGGAUGUGGCGAAGCCACUGGCUCAGCUGGUGCAGGAGCUGAGCGAGGUCACUGGGCCUGGCACGGGCACGGAGGACGGCUUGCCAGCGAGCCCGUCUCAAGGCCUAGCGAGGUUGGAAUGCUUGACGCCUAGACCUUUCUACCUUCCGGAGCAGGUGGACCUCCGAGAUGUGAAGGUCAGCGGUGCCCCACAGGAACUUCCUCAGGAGUUCUUCUCGGAGGCUGCGUUUGGAGGUGAAUUCUUCGAAGAGGAAGCGGCGGCUGUGGUGGCGAAAGGGGCUGACACACCAGAACAACUAGCCAAGGAAGCAGCUGCAGCAGAGCAAGGUGCUGGGACGCAAGAAGAACUUGCUAAGGAAGCAGCUACAGUGGAGGAAGGUGCUGAGACACAAGAACAAGUUGCGAAGGCAGUCGCACUUCCUUCAGGGAAGGUGCUGAGACGCAAGAAGAAGUUGGCAAGGCAGUCACGAUUGAUUCAGGGUGAGGGUGAAGAUGUAUUGCUACAACGGGCAAUUUUCAACAAGUCGAAGAUCUCUUUGCAGGAAGUAGCUCCAGUGCAAGAAGCUGCUGAGACACAAGAAGAAAUUGCCAAGGCAUCCAGGGUUCAGAGGCAGGCCAAGCCCAGCCGUCGCCGGAACCGCAACCGCCGCAACAAGAAGAGCGGUGCCAGUGCCAGUGGCGGAUACGGAGAGGCUGGGUGA